UCUUUUUUAUCAUAUGUUCAUACAUGUGGUAGCGAUCCCUGUUCCUUGUUCUGUUCGCUGUCCAUUUAGUUUAUUCAUUUGAAGUUUCUCUUUCUCUCUCUCUUUCUCGUGAGUUUUCUUCAGAAGCGGGAAGAGAGAGAAAAAGUUCAGAUUCUCCCUUUUCUUGAGGUCGGGUGUUCCGAUCUCAGGACAUUCAUUUUCCGGCGUAUAUUUCAUUGGCUAAAUCUCUGGAUUAAGGUCGUUCUGAUUCAGUCAUUUUUGGAGGAUUUGGCGGCUUUUUUGGUUCGCUGCUUACAGCUAGCUAGCUAGCUAGCUAGGAUUAAAGGUGAUCCGAAUUUUCUUCGACUUCCUUGCCGAUUAACAUUUUAAACGAAUCGCCUGUCCGAUCCUUUCAUUUUACAAGAAGCAUUUUUGUGUGGUAGCACAGCUGUCCUUUCUCUCUCAACUGUGUACGAAUUGCUAAAGAUUUCCUCUCUACCCACGCGUGGUUGUGUGGAGGACAAGAGUCUACUGACUUGGCGUUCGAGAGAGCCAUAACUAGGAUAUGGGUCAAACUGGCUUUGUCUGAGAUUACUGUGGAUUUAUCCGAUUAUUCUGUAGAUCCCGUGACGACGGUCAAAGUCUUGAUCUAAAGUCGGCCAACCAAACCCUUUUUUUUUCUCCACACAAAAUAAAAAAAAACUCGAAGAAGAAGAUGAUGGAGAUGACAACCAGAACGACAGUCCCGUCGCCAAUUAACAGCAAUUCCACCGGCGGCGAACGCGACGGCGCUUGGGAAAUGAGACCUGGAGGAAUGCUGGUCCAGAAGAGGACAGAUUCACACAAGGACCGCGUACCACCACCAAAUAUUCGGGUUCGGGUUAAAUACGGGUCGAUUUACCACGAAGUCAACAUCAGCUCUCAAGCAACCUUCGGGGAAUUGAAGAAGAUGUUGUCUGCACCGACGGGAUUGCACCACCAGGAGCAGAAGAUAUUAUUCAAAGACAAGGAGAGGGACAACAACACUUUCCUCGACGUUGUUGGUGUUAAGGAAAAAUCAAAGCUCGUCGUGAUUGAGGAUCCUAUUAGCCAGGAAAAAAGGUACCUUGAGAUGAGGAAGAACGCUAUAAUGGAGAAGGCUUUCAAAUCAAUCUCUGAGAUCAGCCUAGAGGUCGACAGGCUUGCGGGGCAGGUGUCAGCUCUAGAAUUAGUCAUCUCUAAAGGUGGGAGAGUUCCAGAGAAGAAUGUGGUGAAUGUGAUUGAGCAGUUGAUGAAUCAACUGCUUAAAUUGGAUGGAAUAACAGCAGAUGGGGAUGUUAAGCUUCAGAGAAAAAUGCAGGUGAAAAGAGUGCAGAAUUUUGUGGAGACUCUAGAUGUAUUGAAGACAAAGAACUCAAUGCCAUCUAGUUUAGAUGGUGCCAAUGAAAAUCAACAGCCUCCAUCGCCAUUGCAAUACAAUCAACAACAGCAAACAAGGCGUUCAAUUGGGCAUUCGCCUCUGAAACCUGCACCUGCACCUUCACCUUCACCACCUUAUCAUCAGCAAAAACAGCCACAAAGAAAUUCAUCAUCUGGUCCUGUCGUUAUAACAACGCAAUGGGAGACAUUUGAUUCGAUGCCACCUCUAAUUCCAGUCCAUUCAACCUCAUCGAACUCAUCACAUUCCCAGAAAUUCAAUUGGGAUUUGCUUUGAGUAACCUGUGAGAUAAGGAUUUGUUCUGUUCUGUUAUGUUCUUUCUGAUAGUGGUGGGGCGUGGAUGAGUGUUUUGCUUUGUUUUCCUCCAAUUUGGUUUGUUGCUUAUUCUCCAUUCUUUUCUGUAUUUAGAUAUUGUUAGUAUCCCCUUUAUCUGUGCCAUUUGAGUCCAGAAAUAAGUGAAUUGGGAUAGUCUAUUAGGAUUAGUAUACUUUCUUCUUCUUACUUCAUUUUUCUGUCAGUUUCAUUUAUGUCAUUGCCAUGUAUGAUUCCAGCUAAGAGACUGGUGAAUUGUUAGUUUAUACCACUUUAAAUAGUAGUGCACUUUUUAUGUGAA
Messenger RNA from Impatiens glandulifera, 2009 nucleotides. RefSeq names its product BAG family molecular chaperone regulator 3. Bases 695 to 1672 code for a protein of 325 amino acids. The record is from RefSeq and is a predicted model, not a curated record. The transcript is spliced from 4 exons. Gene Ontology annotation, molecular function: protein-folding chaperone binding; adenyl-nucleotide exchange factor activity. Gene Ontology annotation, biological process: protein stabilization. NCBI's taxonomy places the organism in Eukaryota, Viridiplantae, Streptophyta, Magnoliopsida, Ericales, Balsaminaceae. Gene Ontology annotation, cellular component: cytoplasm.